Symsagittifera roscoffensis is the source of this 578-nucleotide messenger RNA. RefSeq names its product leucine-rich repeat-containing protein 51-like. Gene Ontology annotation, molecular function: protein binding. The record is from RefSeq and is a predicted model, not a curated record. NCBI's taxonomy places the organism in Eukaryota, Metazoa, Xenacoelomorpha, Acoela, Convolutidae.
UACACGUGCGUUUUUCCAAAAACAGAAAGCACGAUAUUUGAAAAUCAAGAGAAAAUAACAAUCAACCAAGACUUACGAGCGAAUUCAUUUUUCAAACGCAUUUUUAUCAUCAAACGUAAUUUUAUAAACUGAAGAAUGGUAAAGACAAUUUAGUUGUUCUGUUUAUAGUUGAACAUAUAUUAUAACUUGAAAACUUAUGAAGGAUGACGGUACAACCUGGUUCUAAUAAUGGGGUGGCGACUUCCAAGAAAUCAUCCAUACACUCGACCACACCUGUGUCAAAUGAGAUUGGGAUAGAUUAUUCGUUCAGAGAGAUAACCUCAGAAAAACUGCCUGAACUCGCUACCAAGUUCGUGCCUCGCUCUGGUCCCAAACCCAAAACAAACAACAACAACAACAGUAGUGACAACAAGGAGGGGGAGGAGGAGAAGAAAGUGGCUGUGAAAGCGGUGAAGCUGAACAACAACCAGCUCACUGACGUGGGGGGACUGUUCAGUGCACUGUCUGCAGUAGUCCUGCAGCCCUCUGGUCUCACCAAACUUGACCUCUCCUUCAACGCCAUCCGAAAGAUACCUUCU